Lycium barbarum (goji berry) is the source of this 888-nucleotide messenger RNA. RefSeq lists its product as uncharacterized. Bases 89 to 604 code for a protein of 171 amino acids. NCBI's taxonomy places the organism in Eukaryota, Viridiplantae, Streptophyta, Magnoliopsida, Solanales, Solanaceae. The transcript has 6 exons. The record is from RefSeq and is a predicted model, not a curated record.
GGGGGGAAACGUAAAAGUAAAAUCCAGGAAGCGUCGCCAAGCACAUACAGUUUGUGAAAAAAGCUAUCUAACUCAUCGGGCGAUCUCCAUGGCGGCCACAUCAUCCUCAUCGGAGUCUUCAUCACUUUCUUCUCGUAGGGAUCGUAAGCGUCAUCGGCGCCACCGCAAAGAGAAAGACAAGGAGGUCCGCAAGAAGAGCCGCUCUCGCACCACCAAACGUCGUCGUACUAGUCGUCAUUCAUCUUCCGACACCUAUUCUUCGUCAUCCGAAGAUUACAGUUCCUCAGACAGUGAGCGUGAAGAAGUCAACAGUUCAAAAAGACACGUACAAAAAGAUAGAGCGACAAAGAAGAAGGAUAAAGAGAGAGGGAAAAGUCACCGGCAAAAACGUCACAAGCAUAAAAUUAAAGAGAAGCAGAAGGUGGAAAGUAGUGGCCCUGUGCAGCUCUCUAAGUUUUUGGGGCGUGACAAAGAUGAUGGCGUCCGUCGGAGUGCUGUCUCUGGCAAAAAGAUUCUCUUGAAGCUAGACAAGACAAAGGAGGACAAGGAAGCAGAGAGUAAACGAAAUGAAUUACUCAAAUUUCUGAAUGCAAAUUAUGAUUGAUUAUUUGAAGCCUAAAAGUUAGCCUUUAGUUUCCCAAAGGUUCAGGCAAAUGUUUGGCAAUAUAUCUUCAAGUAAAAUGCUCUCACUGUAUACAGAACUUGGAUCUCAUUUAGCCUUUCUUGGUGAUGAUAUUGGUUGAAUCCAGCCUCCAGUUGUAGUUCAAUAUCAUGCUGCUGCUAACAGUGUGGGAAGUUUGGGAAAGCACCACGCCACCAAGCUCUCAUACAUGUUUUUGCAAUACCAUACACUGUAAUGUUAAAUUAUUGAAGUGUUUUGGCUGAUCA